Messenger RNA from Oryzias melastigma (Indian medaka), 4378 nucleotides. It is a transcript of the gene btbd3b, whose product is annotated as BTB (POZ) domain containing 3b. Gene Ontology annotation, cellular component: cytosol. The record is from RefSeq and is a predicted model, not a curated record. NCBI's taxonomy places the organism in Eukaryota, Metazoa, Chordata, Actinopteri, Beloniformes, Adrianichthyidae. The coding region runs from base 602 to 2155 and encodes 517 amino acids. Gene Ontology annotation, biological process: dendrite morphogenesis; neurogenesis; cerebral cortex development. The transcript is spliced from 4 exons. Gene Ontology annotation, molecular function: protein binding.
AAAUGGAGCGGGGAGGCGGGGGCUCUCUAUCUCCUCUGCGCUCUCCCAUUCAACCUCUGUAGUCAGCAGAUCGAGCAGCGCAGCAUCCACAGCAUCGCGCAGAGGAGAGGACGGAGAAGCGGCGGGCUGCGGAGAGGAAAAGAUCAAGUCACAGAUGAGGACCGGCAGAAAGAGACGAGACGCUCAGGGGGGGUGAGGAUGCAAAAUGAAAGGACCUGAGUAAACGCUGCCGCCUCUGCUCCACUGCAGUUAUACUAAAUCUGGAGCUGUCAGGGCAACCCUCAGAGCGACAGAGGAGGAGGAAAAACUGAUCUGAGGAGCUGAUCUCAUCACUCUGGACAAGCAGGGAUGGGACUCCCAAGAGCCUCUCGUCAGCAGAUCAAACUUCACACAGGAAUAGCUCCAUCAGCUCGCCAGCCGGAACCUUCAGAAGACUGACAAAUACAAGAAGAUCUGUUCCUGUACUUCCAGCCUCUACAGGAUCUCUGUGUACUGUGCUGCUCCUGUGCUCUGCCUCCCCCAGCCCCCCCAACACACCUGCCUGCUCCUGGUGGAUGUCUUCUCUGCAUGCACUCUCACUGCUCAGCAGUUGAACACACUCAUGGUCGAUGCCAAGGGAAGGAACAUGAAAUGUCUGACUUUCUUCUUAAUGCUUCCAGAGUCGGUAAAAAGCAAGUCGAGUAAAAGCUCAAAGAAAGGGAAUGCCAGCGGCAGCUCCAAGCUGCCCCCAGUCUGCUAUGAGAUAAUAACUCUGAGGAGCAAGAAGAAGAAGAAGAUGGCAGCGGACAUCUUUCCCACCAAAAAGCCAGCAUCCACCACCACGGUGCAACAGUACCAGCAGCAAAACCUCAACAACAACAACACCGUUCAGAACUGCAACUGGCAGGGGCUCUACUCAACCAUUCGAGAAAGAAACUCAGUAAUGUUCAACAAUGAACUGAUGGCGGAUGUUCAUUUUGUCGUGGGUCAGCCGGGGAGGACUCAGCGGCUGCCAGGACACAGAUACGUGUUGGCUGUGGGCAGCUCAGUGUUCCACGCCAUGUUUUAUGGGGAACUGGCUGAAAACAAAGACGAAAUCCAUAUUCCAGAUGUGGAACCGGCAGCUUUUCUGGCAAUGCUAAAGUAUAUUUACUGUGAUGAAAUCGACCUGACUGCUGACACAGUGUUGGCCACCCUGUAUGCUGCUAAGAAGUACAUUGUCCCUCACCUGGCUCGCGCCUGCGUCAACUUCCUGGAGACAAGUCUUAGUGCCAAAAAUGCCUGCGUGUUACUUUCCCAGAGCUGCCUUUUCGAGGAGCCAGAGCUGACGCAACGCUGCUGGGAGGUGAUUGAUGCCCAGGCUGAGCUGGCUUUACGUUCAGAGGGCUUCUGUGACAUUGAUGCCCAGACUCUGGAGAGCAUCCUCCAGCGAGAGACCCUCAAUGCUAAAGAGAUCGUGGUAUUUGAAGCAGCGCUUAGCUGGGCCGAAGCAGAGUGCCAAAGACAAGAGCUCACCUCCUCCACCGACAACAAGCGUAAGGUUUUGGGAAAAGCGAUGUACCUCAUACGUAUCCCAACAAUGGCGCUGGAUGAUUUUGCCAAUGGUGCAGCUCAGUCAGGCGUGUUGACACUCAAUGAGACCAAUGACGUCUUCCUGUGGUACACAGCGGCAAAGAAACCUGAGCUGCAAUUCGCUUGUCAGCCGAGGAAGGGCCUGACCCCCCAGCGCUGCCACCGAUUCCAGUCCUGUGCCUACCGGAGCAACCAGUGGCGCUAUCGGGGGCGCUGUGACAGCAUUCAGUUUGCCGUAGAUAAAAGAGUUUUCAUCGCUGGUUUCGGCUUGUACGGAUCUAGCUGCGGAUCGGCAGAGUACAGCGCCAAGAUUGAGCUGAAGCGACAGGGUGUGUUGUUGGGGAAAAACCACAGCAAAUACUUCUCUGACGGAUCCAGCAACACCUUCCCAGUGUGGUUUGAGUAUCCGGUUCAAAUUGAGCCCGAUACCUUCUACACAGCCAGUGUGGUCCUGGAUGGGAAUGAGCUGAGCUAUUUCGGACAGGAAGGGAUGACGGAGGUGCAGUGUGGUAAGGUGACAUUUCAGUUCCAGUGCUCCUCGGACAGCACCAACGGCACUGGUGUGCAGGGGGGGCAGAUUCCUGAACUCAUCUUCUACGCUUGAAAUCACCACUGUAGACUUUCUGUGUUCUUUCUUCAGACAUAUCUGCCAUAGCGCGCUGUCACUCUUAUUAUCUUUUUACAGUCUCAAAUCUGUUAAAGGCGGAUUUAAUUUCAUAUAUGGACUACUUGGAUGGGAUUAGAUGAAUUAUUUUAGGAGUUUUCCCCAAAACAAAGAUGAACUGUUUCAAAGUCUUAAAGAAUAUCUAGCACUAAAAGUGCAUGUAUGUAAAUAUCUGUACAUUUUGUAAAUGUAUUUGAAACUGCAAUGGUGGUCAUAAAUAUAUCCUAUAUAAUAAAAAAAGGCUAAUAAUGUUUAUUUUCUUUCAGUAUUUGCAAAGAUCUCAAAUACACAGCAGCAAUAUUUCACAUCCUGUAAUGAUGAGUAUUUAUAUCUGGAACAGUUGUUGGGAUUUGAAAGCAUCAGAAAAUUGAAAGCUCCGGUUAAAAAUAUUUUGUUACCAGUUUUUUUUUCUACUGCUCAUUUAAGCCUUAGUCACAUGCAAUCAUGCAGGGGGGGUCGUGCAGGUAUUUGGGUUGUUUGGGCAUGUGCAGGGUCGUAGAGAGGAGCGGCUGCAUCUUAAGGGGAGCACAGGUGUGUCUUGCAGUGUCUUUCUGGGUCAUAUGACCACCUUAAUGGACAUCAUGAAAAUGGGACAUACCAUUAUCGUGCGUGUGGUAAGUGUGUCGUAAAGUAUUUGCAAGGAUAAUAGAAGUUGCAAGCACAUAUUAGCUGCAGGUCAUACGAUGUCCUUACGACACUCUAGUUGUUAGUAAGGUGUACGUAUUGGAUCCCUACUGACCGUGUGCAAAUGUGACAUGCACAGGGUGUACAUGAAAUAUGCAAGUCCCACUCAAAUUCGGAUUAUCAAACUUCUUAAACCCUAAAGCCACAUUCACACCGCCCUCAGCAACUCGUGUUCAAGUGGCCACUUGUAAUGAAAAGUCUAUGUAAACAGGAGCAGAUGCGCAUAACGUGAUUCCGCAUACAAAACUCUUGGGUUCAUGUGUAGCUGCACAAGUUUCUACAACCAUUUUCAGGCUUUACAUUUAAAAAAACGUGGUGCCAUUGAAUGCACGUUGCAAGUUACAUUAGGAUGAACUUUGACCAAUAAGAGAUUCAGACUUGGUAGUGAGGAAUAGAUGAUAUAUGAUAUCAAAUCUUUCAUAUAUUGGACAAGAGUUGUAAAAAAAAAAAAAAAGCCUGGAGCAAGAUUCGUCAAAUUGGCACCACUUGACAUUUGGCACCAAACCUCUUCCAACCGUAGGUGGCAGACCUGUGGUAGUAAACAGCAGAAAAAAGAAGAAGAAAAAGAAGCCCCUCCCAGAUUAUUCAGGGUAAACGCCAUGGGCUAAAUGUUAAUAAAGUGAAAAAUCCAUAAGAAAGAUUUCCAACUCCUUAGCUACAUCCUUACUUACCCUUAUGCGUUGUAGAAAUGUUUGCUACGACAUGUCGCCCGCAGCAUGCCCGUAGAUAACAAGUGUGCAUGAACAUUUCCUCUCUACGGGUUAACAGAGCAGUCUACAAUCUUUUGUGCAGGCCACCUGCGUACCCUGUACAGGUUUGCCUCAAGAGCAGUUGUGACUAAGGCUUUAGAUUUGAGGGGAUACAAAUUUGAAGCUUUGCGUUCUGAAUGUGUGGCAAAGCACUAGAUUGAGGAGCACAAGCCACAAUGCUGAUGAAAAUGUUGCCAAGCACCAACUAUCCUUUUAGUUAAAGGCCACUUUAAGAGUGAUGUUUACAGUGGACACAGGGACUGUAUGAUUUGUUUAAUACCAACAUGUUUAGGUAAAGUGAACCACAAGUCUGUCUUUGUCUGCAGAAGUCACAGCACGAGCUGGUUUGUUCCAGUUUAUCUCAAAUGUACUGCUAAUUGUUCUUGCUCCUUCGCUUUGUUUACAGCAAAAAGAUCAAUGAUCGAUCCAGAGUUAGAAGCUGCUUUUUCUCUUAUUGACUUUUCUUUUCACUUGGUUAAAAACCCUGUGUCCUCUUGAAUGGGGAGUACACCUUACUAAUGUGAUCACCAGUACCUGCAAACGCGUACUGUACACGGUCGCUGUUUGUUACCAUGAGCUUCUUGAUGUUCUUCAUGUCGGUGAGGGACUAACAGGCUUGUCUGCUGACGGUUGUGAUGGCGUUAUGUGUUGAAAUGCUACAGUGAUGGAAGACCGAUGAAUGUGAAUGAUUGUGGAUGAUACAAAUAAAAAAAAGUGGUAUAUAUGGUGA